This is a messenger RNA of Acanthocheilonema viteae, 321 nucleotides long. The record is from the annotation of a GenBank genome assembly. NCBI's taxonomy places the organism in Eukaryota, Metazoa, Nematoda, Chromadorea, Rhabditida, Onchocercidae.
AUGCAAACGGUAAAAGAGACUUCCAAGCUAUUACAGCCAGUGGAUGCAGUAAUGAUGUUUGUUGUCCGAUACAAGCAAGGUGAGCAAUCUUCAUUGCAAGCUCUUCAGGAUGCUUCAACAUAUACUGUGGACAUUUCUUUGAACAAGCGUGGUAGAGAUUACGAAGGUGGUGGUAUUCGUUAUGUUCGUUAUAACUGCACAAUCUCCGUUGAUCAGACUGGGUAUGCAGCUAUGUUUCCAGGACGGUUGACUCAUCUGCAUGAAGGCCUUCCAAUUACCAGUGGAACUCGAUAUAUCGCUGUAUCCUUCCUUAAUCCGUAA